Molecule: messenger RNA, 1631 nt
Organism: Rosa rugosa (rugosa rose)
Lineage: Eukaryota; Viridiplantae; Streptophyta; Magnoliopsida; Rosales; Rosaceae
Product: clp protease adapter protein ClpF, chloroplastic
Exons: 9
Coding region: 426-1427 (333 amino acids)
Molecular function (GO): protein binding; DNA binding
Source: RefSeq, a predicted model, not a curated record
UGUAAAACUAGUGGAAGUGCACAGUAGGUCUCAGAUAAACACAGUUGAUAUCAUAGUCCACGAAGCAGCCGAUAAACCCCAGUGGGACUUGGCAAGCUUGAAAGUGUUCCACACACGGUUUUCAUAAAUAUUGGGAAUUCAAUAUCUUAUAAAAUCUUGAAGACGAAGACGCACGUUGGCCUCGUUGCUUUCUCCGAAAGAUUGGAUUUUGAUCAGAGUCUUCAAUUUGGUGUUGUGUGCUUUUAAAUUUUUGAUGCAAGAUGGAGUUGGCAGAAUUUAGUUCAAUGAUAAAGUUUCUGUUUUGAUUUCAUGUGUGAACAUUAGCAUUAUCUGCUUGAGCUUGAAAUGUAAUUGGACUUGCUGUGCCCUUGUAGAUGCUGAUGUUGCUUUGAAAAGAGUCUGGGAAAACAAGGGUAUUGUUGAAAAUGGUGCAAGGUUUGUCACUGAGCACUCUGGCUACGUCGCGUAGCAGUUGUGUUUGUGGAUCAAUGCCUUCAUGGAGGAGGCAUUUUAGAGUAAUGAGGAAAGACCAGAUAAGUAGCGAAAGAAAUUUCAUGUGGCAUCAGUGUGAUCAUAGCGUAUUCGUGAAAGGUAACCCUCAUAUGUUGAGGCAAAGGAAUGUAAGGGUGGAAGCUGGGUGGCUGUUUAAAGGGGGUGAUCGGGGGUCGGAUGCAAUCUCAGAGCGCAGUGAGAGUGCGAAUGAGGAUAUUUUGAUAUUCUUCUUCCAGCUGGACCUGGCAACUCGAGUCCAGUAUGCAUUGAACGUGGAAGAGUAUGACAUUGCACAACAACUGAGAACCAAGCUGGCUGAGGUUGAAGCAGAAGUUGCUAGGCAGCAGGAGGGGAAAAGGGGAUCGUCUUCAAAGAGUGAAGCUCAAGAUAAGGCUAUAAGUCUCAUUCGCUUACGGGCAGACCUGCAGGGUGCAAUUGAGAGUGAGAAUUAUGCAUUGGCAGCCAAGCUACGGGAUGAAAUUUCCAAACUGGAGGCAGAGUCAUUGGCUAUAUCAGCCAAAGCUUUGGCACAUGAAAAUGCAAACUAUUCAUUUCGUUUGGGACAGAGAGUGAGGCAUAAAAAUUUUGGCUAUAGGGCUGUGGUUUGUGGAAUGGAUCCAGUGUGCUGUGAAUCAAGUUCAUGGAUGGAAACUGCUCAAGUUGAAAAGUUGUCACGGGGUUCUAAUCAGCCAUUUUAUCAGGUUUUGGUUGAUGUUCAUGCAGAUCCCAACCUUCUGGUGGCUUAUGUUGCUGAGGAGAAUCUAUUGGCCCCUGACAAACCAGACUUGGAUCGAUUUGAUCAUCCCUAUAUUUCCUUCUUAUUCUAUGGGAUGGAUGCAGCUGGUGAUUUCAUCCCUAUCAAGCAACUACGCGAGAAGUACAACAGGCCGCGACAUGAAAUACCACUCGAUGAGGAGCCUGGAGGCGAUGCUUAGAUAAACUCCAGCAUUUAGGCAACAGACCUUGUAUAACAUACUGAUUUACAUAGAUCCCACGAGUAUACUUCAUUGUUUUUCCCCCUUCUUAGAACAUACUAAUUACACUGGCCGGAUAGCCGUAAACAGGUUAGAGAGCCCUCUGUUUGUUAUUUUGUUUAUAUCCUACUCAAUGAAGCCUAUUUGGUGAAAUUUUCUUCACAA